Melanotaenia boesemani (Boeseman's rainbowfish) is the source of this 1043-nucleotide messenger RNA. RefSeq lists its product as uncharacterized. The transcript has 8 exons. Lineage: Eukaryota; Metazoa; Chordata; Actinopteri; Atheriniformes; Melanotaeniidae. Bases 18 to 1043 code for a protein of 341 amino acids. The record is from RefSeq and is a predicted model, not a curated record.
UAAUUUUAGAGACAGAAAUGCCGAAAAGAAAACUCGUUACAUCUGACACAACUGAAAGAGACUGGCUGCGGAAAAACGUUCCCACACGUACUUUGACCAGAUGGAAAAAAAGAAAAAUCAACAGAGCUUUGACUGACAUCGGGAAGCACACCACGCAACACGGAAGUGAUGUAGAUGAUGGCAAGAGAGAAGAACUGAGAGCAGAAACUCUUAGAGUUCCACAGGAAAGUGAAGAUACCACCCAGAGAGACGAGCAGAUAGCAGAUUCUCGCACAGUGCCAUGGGAAAGCGUGGAAGAUAAUAGUCAGAUAGAACAGAGAGCACAACCUUUCAGAGUUCCACAGGAUUACAUUGAAGUUGCCACCCAAAGGCAGGAGCAAAGAACUGAACCUUUCACAGUGGUACAGGAGAAUUUCCCUCAAGAAGGAGGUGAUGUCCACUCCUCCCAUGGACUAACAGAAGAGCAAAGCAUCAUCUCAAUUCUCUCAUUUGCAUUGAGACACAACACUACAGGUGUAUUAUUGGAGGACCUGCUGAAACUGCUCAAGUUACAUUCUGGUGGGACUACUGCAGUUCCAACAAGCAAGUAUUUUCUGGAAAAACCAUUAGCUGAUAUUACAGAGCAGUUUGGACGACAUCACUACUGUAGAGUUUGUACUAAGUACAUUGGUUCCUCACAAUCUUUAGAAGAAACACUUAAAUGUGUCUCAUGUUCCUUAUUCACAACUGCGAAAGCCAGUUUGGAGGAAGGUAGUUUUUUUAUUAGUAUACCAUUAAAAGAUCAGCUGAAAGAUAUUCUUGAAAACCACGGUAUGCAUGAUCUAUGUUUUUGUGCUGAUGCCAGUGGGAGGCAUGUAAUAAAUGACAUGUGUGAUGGCAGCUUGUACCAGACCAUAAAGGCUAACAGUGAAGAGGAUUUUCUAUCACUCACAUUCAACUGUGAUGGUGUACCAGUUUUUCAGUCCUCCAGAUUUAGUAUUUGGCCAAUAUUGUGCUGUGUUAACGAGAUACCACCUGAGAAUACAUGGCAGCUUUAUGGAUAG